Molecule: messenger RNA, 1842 nt
Organism: Mangifera indica (mango)
Lineage: Eukaryota; Viridiplantae; Streptophyta; Magnoliopsida; Sapindales; Anacardiaceae
Product: protein NCA1-like
Exons: 8
Coding region: 241-1422 (393 amino acids)
Biological process (GO): protein ubiquitination
Molecular function (GO): protein binding; ubiquitin protein ligase activity
Source: RefSeq, a predicted model, not a curated record
AACAACUAGUGGGGGUUUCAUAAAUUUUGUAAGAGUUAAGGGAUUCUUUUAAAAGUUAUCACGAUAAAUGAUGGAACUGGCAGUUGGUGGUGGUGUUAUCAAUUCUUAUUCAUAUCUCCAAGACGCUCAUUUCCUCUGUGGGUUAUUUUUUCGCCAGCAGAACUAAGAGAGAAAUUUAAAUUCGACGUCGUUUUUAUCCUGUUUGUGAUUCAGGGUUUCCAUUUCAGGGUUUUGAUCAAGAUGACGCCGGUUUGUCCAUUUGUGAAAGUGUCACGCCCUGAUGAUGCUUCUUCAAGAAAAGGAGGUGAGAAUUCAAAUAAACCUCCUGCGGAGUGCCCAUUUGCUAAAACAUUUCGUGGUGACGAUGGCUCCUCAAAGAAACCAGGUGAGAACUUGGGUAAACAUGAGGCAGAAAAUGAGGCUAACAAGGCAAAGAAUGAAGCCAAUGCUAACCCUGCCAUCAUUUCUCCAAGGUGUCCUUUUGGAUAUGAUUCUGAAACGUUUAAGAUAGGUCCACUUAGUUGCAUGAUUUGCCAAGCGCUCCUCUUUGAUACCAGCAAAUGUGUGCCUUGUUCUCAUAAAUUUUGCAAAGUAUGCAUAUCACGCUUUAAGGACUGCCCAUUGUGUGGGGCUGACAUUGAGAGGAUUGAACCUGACACAGAACUUCAGAAAGUUGUUGAUCGCUUCAUUGAAGGUCAUGCUAGAAUCAAGAGGUCUAAUGUUACUUCCGUCAAAGAGGAUGAAGUAGUGAGUGAAAAUAAAAAUGUGAUAUAUGAGGAUGUUUCCAUGGAGAGAGGUGCUUUCUUGGUUUCACAUGCCAUGAGGGCAUUUCGUGCCCAGAAUGUAGAAAGUGCAAAAUCAAGACUUAGUCUCUGUGCAGAAGAUAUCAGAGGUCAGAUAGAAAAAAUUGGCAAUACAUCAGAGUUGUGUUCACAACUUGGGGCAGUUCUUGGCAUGCUUGGUGACUGCUCUCGAGCGAUGGGAGAUGCAGCUUCUGCAGUUGCUUAUUUCCAAGAGAGUGUUGACUUCCUCAUGAAAUUGCCUAUGGAUGAUAAGGAGAUAACGCAUACACUUUCUGUGUCACUUAACAAAAUUGGAGAUCUGAAGUACUAUGACGGAGAUUUGCAAGCUGCUAGAUCUUACUAUUCUCAUUCUUUGGACGUUCGUCGUGAUGCCAUCAAAUAUCAAUCAAAUGUUCCUUCCCAGAGUUUGGAUGUGGCUGUUUCCCUUGCAAAAGUUGCGGAUGUUGGUCGGAGUCUUGGUAAUGAGAAGGUGGCUAUUGAUGGAUUUCAGGAAGCCAUUCAAUUGCUGGAAUCCUUGACAUUGAAACCUGAAGAAGCUGCUCUCGAGAAAAAGCGUCUUUCUGUGUUGGAAUUUGUCAGGGGCCAACUUGGAGAAAAACAACCUGAGUCAGCCGCCUGAGGCCGGGCCAUCAGAAUUGUAAAAUUUAUAUAUGAAUUAAAAUAGGCUCUACUAUUUAUAAUUAGCUCAAUUAGACAAGGCAGUCACAGAGGAUGAAGAUAACUUUCAUGAGCCGAGCGAAGAUUUGAGGCAGUCCUCUGCACAAGUGAUGGCGGCGACGUCUUGCCUAGUGAACUGUAAUUUUGAAGAGCACUUAAAGUUUGUACCCGUGGAUCAAUGGCUUACAUCAUCUCAAGCGUUCUUAUUUUUCUUUCAGUUAAUGGUGGGUAAUUCUUUGUUUUGAUGUAAAUGACUCCUGUUGAAUUGAUCUUUCGUAUGAUAUUGUAGUGGGUGCACCUUAUAAUAUGCUAUGUAAUAGUCUAAAAUGGAAGAAUGAUGUAUUAUUGGGUAUGAAACAAAAUAAUAAUAAGGAUGUACUAA